AUGCCCCCUCGGACAGAAUCGAAGACGGGGUCUGAGAAACCUGCAAAAAAGACCAAGUCGUCUGGCUUCGGUGGGAGGAAGAAACUGAGCGCGUUCAAUAAAUUCAUGCAAACUGAGAUGGCCCGGUUGAAGGAGGAGGAACCCGACAUGUCCCACCAAGACAGGUUCAAAUUAGCCACGGCUAACUGGAAGACAGCAAAAGAAAACCCUAGGGCUGCUGCCUGA
This is a messenger RNA of Suillus bovinus, 225 nucleotides long. RefSeq lists its product as uncharacterized. The record is from RefSeq and is a predicted model, not a curated record. Lineage: Eukaryota; Fungi; Basidiomycota; Agaricomycetes; Boletales; Suillaceae. The coding region runs from base 1 to 225 and encodes 74 amino acids. The transcript has 3 exons. Gene Ontology annotation, biological process: multicellular organism development.